UCCAAAAGCAAACCACAAUCAACAUACUUCACAAUCACGAGUAUUAUAGGUUUGCCACGCCAGCCGUACGCUUUUCUGCCACAAAAAUCUAUGCUUUCCUUCUAGGCUCAAUUUCAUAUUUUCAACAAUAAUCUUGCAUUGGCAUUGGCACUUGGCACUUUAUAGUCUACAAUGGUCGUUACUCGCAGAACUCCAGUGGUACCAGCACCUCCAGUUUCCCGCACACCAUCUUCACAAGGUCAACCGCGCUCAGCUAGACCAUCUGUAAUACAGGACGCAUCUGUGCUACCUCAUGUGUCAAGCCCACUGGCAUCCGGAGACGCGUACAUCCCAGCUAUUGUGACUGGAGCCUCUAAUAACUUUAAAGAGCAUAACGACAAGGAUGAACACAAAAAAUCAAAGAAGAAAGACAAGCUAAAGAAAUCAGGCAAAAAGAAGAAACGCAAAUCCACUAUCCAGUCCCUUUUCGACUUCCUCACCAAGCUCCUUGUGCUCGCCGUCAUGGUCUACGUCUUCGCUGUCUGCCCUCGUGAAGCACAUCUCCAAUCCCCUGUUUGCCGCGGCCUAUCUGAGUACAAACGUAUCGUUCUCGACCCGUACGUCAUCCCACCAAUACAAGCGGCGCUUGCGCACCCCUCUAUCGCGCCAUAUGCGGACCGCGUUACCGAGAUUGCUGGUCCCAUUAUCUUUCGUACGCAAGCAGAGUGGACCAGACGUAUUGUCCCGCAGUGGGAGAAGCGCGUUGUUCCAGUUUGGAUUAAUCGUGUGGUUCCCACCUUCACGACCUAUGUUGUCCCGCAGUGGGAAACGCGCGUUGUUCCGCAAUGGCAGAAACAUGUUGUCCCUCAGUACGACAAGCACAUCGCGCCGCGAUUGAGCAAACUCGAACCUUACGUUGCGCGUACAGAGUCAUAUGUCGAGCAAGCGAAAACGACGUACACGACGCGUAUAGCUCCGCACGUGCGUACUGCUGUUUACAACCUGCAGCGAUGGCAGCACAAAGCACAACCUUACAUCAUCCUUGCCAUCCACAAAACUCAGGAUACUUAUUAUGCAACAAAGCCUCACGCGGUGCCUUUGGCAAAAAGAAUCGGUGUAGAGUUGCAGCACGCAGUUUUGUUCCUAAGGGAACAGAGACGGAUCUUUGUCGAUCCCCACGUGGCCAAAUUGUGGGAGAAAGUCAAGGAGUUGAGCCGCGGUUCGCCAGCAACUUCAGCGUCUACUUCUGCUUCAUCCGACGCAACGGACUUCCCAAGCCCAGAACCUAUUAUUUCCGAGACAUUGGAGCUGGAGUCAAUUUACGCAUCCAUAAAUCAACCUCCUGUGGAAACAGAUCCAGCACGCGGCAUAGCGACGGAGACAUCUGUUGGAACGCUUUUAAACGAGGAUGCAACGACAGCUACAGAGACGGAGGUACCCGCUGCAUUCGACACCGUGCCGAUUUUGUACGUCACCUCACAACAGGCAUACGCGUCCUCUUCUCACUCUCCCUCGAGAUCUGUGCCAACACCAGUGCAAACCCCCCAGAGCGUGUCGUCUCACUUAUCAGAGAGUGCACCAGUCACUUCAUCGACCAUAUCUGAUGUUGCCGAUAGUUCUUUCACUUCCACAAUCUCCACAGGCCCUACCGCCUCCAGCUCAAUUCCUACACAUAUCAGUGACAACGAUGAGAUCGACAUCAACGCAUUCUAUGCCGAACUUGGGCUCGAUGAACCCUUAGCCACAUCCCAAUCUCACGAGCAAGUGCCCCUCAAUCCCCCAGAAUCGGAGGAAGAGCGCGCUGAAAGGUUGCGCCUUAAAGCUGAGGAGACUGCCCGUAAACGUGCUGAUAUCGAGGCCCGUCACUCUAAAUGGGAAACCGAACUUCGGUCUCAAAUGCAGACUGGUUUGUCUACGCUCAAGGGCAGGCUAGGGGCAAUCAGGAGCGCUGCUGCUGGCGAGCUUGCAGAGGCGCCUGAUAUUCGAGAUGCCAUCGAGAACCUUGUAGCUGAUGCGGAGAAGUAUAUUAAAGGCGCCGAGAUCUAUCUCAGGAAUCUAAGGGCAGAGAGCCGGAAGAACGACGAGAAGACGCCGCUCUGGGAAAGAGUAGUUGAGAAGGUUAGCGUGAAGUUUUCAGAGCGUCUUGGGGUUGUGGAGGCCGUGGUCAACACGUGGUACAGUGCUAUCCUCGAUCAGGAGCUGCGCGAGGUUUACGCUGUGACCGCCGAAGUUCGCGAAGUCGCCGAAAAAGCCCAAGUCGACUUAGGGCUCGAUUAUGCUUGGCUCGACGAAGUGACGUAUUCAGACUGGCAGCGGUAUCAUUCCCUGAUUGACGUCAGCGAAAAAUUCACUGAAGAAGCAAACUCAAUACAAAACGGUACACAUGAGAAUCUGAUCAUGGAUAACCCGAUCAUUCCUAUCUUUGAGGACCUUGAAUCGGAGGUCCAGGAUGUCGUGAUUGGAUUUGAAACACGCCUGCGGCGGAUAAAACGCGACGGCGAGCGUGCAUUCAAUAACGUCCAAAAGGAUGAGGAGAAAACAGCUACUGAUCCGGAGCGUGAUGUUGGGCCGGAGGUCUCGAUUCUUCCAAUAACGGAGGAAGGUACGGGUGAGCGCACUUAUGUCCCCCCUGUUACUAUUGGACGAAGCAAGGAAGAGGUACUAGAGGCACUUGGGAAGGUUGAGCCUCUAGAGGAAAGUGCAGGGGACAAUGCUCGCGAACACACUGACGCAGGAGAAAUUGUGUCGAGUCUGGUUCGCGAGGCGGAGGUAGAGCAUUCGGAGAGCACUGCUAAUCCUCACACAGAGCUAUGAAAUUCGUCAUGUUUGGAUUAUUUAUGACAUCUAUGUUUACGGCCUUGCAUUCCUCCGUAUUUCUUCUUUACUCAUGGCAUAGCUUUGAAUCACCAUCAUCGCAUGUGGUGUACUGCCGGUCAAUCGCCGUGUUGUCACGGUUCACGGCUGUUCAAUUAACGUUCACUGGCACCAAUUACGCCGCUUUGCUUCAAAUAAUAAUUGACGCUCGGAAUUUCUUUGAUGCCCAGGCCUUGGGAGCCACGGUACAUAG
Molecule: messenger RNA, 3046 nt
Organism: Suillus plorans
Lineage: Eukaryota; Fungi; Basidiomycota; Agaricomycetes; Boletales; Suillaceae
Exons: 5
Coding region: 172-2793 (873 amino acids)
Source: RefSeq, a predicted model, not a curated record